Molecule: messenger RNA, 2102 nt
Organism: Rhagoletis zephyria (snowberry fruit fly)
Lineage: Eukaryota; Metazoa; Arthropoda; Insecta; Diptera; Tephritidae
Product: arrestin domain-containing protein 3
Biological process (GO): protein transport
Cellular component (GO): cytoplasm
Source: RefSeq, a predicted model, not a curated record
CACAUAUUAGUUGAAAGUGAUUUGUUCUGCAAUUUGUUGAAAGCAGUAAAGAAAUAUAUAGUGAUCAAUUAAAAACAACAUAUCCACACGUAAUAAAAUCAUUAAUAAAUCGAGCGAAAAUGCCCUCUUCGUGUGUAUUUGAAUUUGAUCGACCACAGCCGGUUUACUACAGCGGCGAGACUAUCAAUGGGCGAAUACAGCUGCAUACGACCAGCGAGAAAACCGUUAGAGAGGUUUACAUACUUUUCGAAGGCGAGGCCAAGGUACGCUGGGAGGAGAGCAGAUCGCGUUCACGCGAUGGCAAAACAGAACACUAUACCGAACAUUUCCGUGGCAACGAAACAUAUUUGCACUCGAAGACAUGUGUACAUGCUGAAGGUACGCUACAGCCGGGAACCUAUACUUACACAUUCAGCAUACCGCUGCCGCUACAAUGUCCCACAUCCUGCGUAGAAAAAUAUGGAAAAAUUGCAUACGAAUUAACGUUGGUGUUAAAUCGCCCUUAUAAAUUUGAUAAUGUUUUCAAACAACCGCUGACGGUUUUACACCAGGUGAACUUGAAUUUGAAGCCGGAGCUAUUGAUACCAAUUAAAAAUGAGGAUAUCAAAUAUUUCUGUUGCUGGCCCUGCUCUUCGGGCCCAGUGAUGUCAACGCUAAUAAUACCUUUUGGUGGUUAUGCGCCCGGUCAGGCAAUUAAAUAUAAGCUCGAAAUAGACAAUCAAUCGACCGGCUAUGAUUUGGAAGAUGGCGUUGAAUUAAAAUUGAAACAAGUUUAUAAAUUUGUAGCACAAACACCACAUCAUAAGACACGCUACCACACCAAUACGCUGGCGCACACCGAACAAGGCAUGCAAUGUUUGCGACUCUCUAAACGCCUGAUUGAGGGCGCACUGGUCAUACCACCUGUGCCGCCCAGUUCGCUGACUGACUACAUUAUUGGUGUGCGCUAUGAGAUUAAGAUGUCCAUAAACACUGGCUGCUGUCAUACUGAUUCCGAAAUAGUUAUACCCAUUACAAUUGGUACAGUGCCUUUGGCGCAAAGCGCCACUAAUCCUGAGAAUGCAGUUGCCUUGCUGUCAACAGCGCCGCAGGAGCCAGAUACGCCAGACACACCUUUCGGCAGCGAUGCGCCGCCAAACUAUGAAAAAUUUAAGCCACCUUCUUUUGAAGAGGCUACUACUAUUAGUGGCAAGUUCAUCGAUCGCGACGUUGAUGAGCGCAAUCGCACGGAUGAAUUCAUACCCAAAUAUCCGAUGUACACAAAUUUCGCUGUACCCACUGCGCCGGUAAUAGAUGAUGUUAGAAUGCCUUUGCUGCAGUUACAGGGCACGACACCACCGCCUUAUACGAGUAGUACGUCUGAAAAUCAGCAGUCAACAUCAGCAACGCGCGAAACUACUGGAUAUGGUUGGAAUAGUUGAAUAUCAAAAGUGAUUUUGCUACAAUUAGAUAUGAAAAAUAUGUACAUACAUACACUCACCAAAUGUAGCAUGAUAUUAAAAAAACCCAGAACACAUUGGAAGGGAAUUUUCGUUCUAGAUUCGCUGGACGAGUUAUUAAUGCUUCUUUUGCUUGCGAAAAAUGUGGUUACAAAAUUAAGGACAUAUGUAUGUAGGCGUCCCAGUCUUAAUUCAUGAAAUGAAAACAAUUAUAAAAAACUGGUUUCCACACACAUUCAAAAUAUUUGGACAAUUUAACUUCGCAAAAAUAUGAAGUUAAAUAAAUAUACAUACAUACCUGUGAAAAAUGUUACUUAUGUAAAUAGUUAAGGUGCCAUUAAAAAUGUAUAGUUAUGAGUUUGCCAAAGUUAAUUUGCGAUUUGCAUAUUUCCACGUGAUAAAUUUUAUAUCAAAGAGUUCUAACUUCUGUAAAACGCAUUCACGAAAUUGUUGCUAUACCCCAUGAUGCAAUAAACAUUUUCUGAUAUAUGGCUUUGACAUAUGGCAAGGGCGGUGAAAAUUUAAAGGGGAUCUAAAAUUGUGGUUUUAAAUGGUCUGCCACUAUUUUCUUUAAAACCGCGUUAAAUUUUUCAGGGUUUAAUGUAAUUAUGUGACUACUACAAAUAUGCAUGCAUGUGUGUAUUAGACUAAAUGCCAACAAAU